This is a messenger RNA of Pocillopora damicornis (cauliflower coral), 728 nucleotides long. RefSeq names its product myosin-2 essential light chain. The record is from RefSeq and is a predicted model, not a curated record. Gene Ontology annotation, cellular component: myosin II complex. Lineage: Eukaryota; Metazoa; Cnidaria; Anthozoa; Scleractinia; Pocilloporidae. Gene Ontology annotation, molecular function: calcium ion binding.
UUGGGACUUCUGUUAAAUAUUUCCAGAACGGCGUGACAGAAUCUCAGAUCUAAGCUAACUGAAAAUGGCAACUCUAACGGAAGAUCAAAUCUCUGAGCAUAAGGAGGCGUUUAUGCUUUUCGAUCGCCGAGGAGAUGGCAAAAUCGAUUCGGCACAAUUGGGUGAAGUACUCCGUUCUCUUGGACUCAACCCAACACAAGCUGAGGUCCACAAGGCGUUAAACGAGGUCGAUCCUUCUGGUUCUAAACGUAUCUCAUUCGAGGAAUUCUUGCCAAUCUUCCACUCCUUUGGUCAAAGGAAGGCCAGUAAAAGUACAAAUGAAGGUUUUGUGGAUGGCUUGAGAGUCUUUGAUAGAGAAGGAAAUGGCCAGGUGUCUGCCGCAGAGCUGCGUCAUGUGCUGACAGGAUUAGGUGAAAAAAUGACUGAAGAGGAGGUAGACUUACUCCUUAGUGGACUGGAGGACAAUCAAGGCCAAAUCAAUUAUGAAGAAUUUGUGAAGACAGUCAUGUCUGGAUGAUCACUAUCCACCCCAUUUUUUACAUACAGAGCUCUUUAUCUACUGUGAUUAAAUGAGAUAACAAUACAGAAGAUUAAUUUAUCAUUGUUAGGAUGAUUUCAUAUCAUGAGGGAUAUACAACUACAGUGAUUUACAAAGUAUAAUCUAUAUAAAUAUUUUCUUAUAGAUAGUUUUGUAGAAAAUAAAAUCAAAUAGCAGAACUGGGAUCUAG